GAAUAAGCUUGCCGCCUAGGAGAAUACAUACGCUUAAAUAAACCACUUUAAUCACAGCAUCGUGAUAUACAUGUACUUAGUAAUGGUCCAAAUGUCGAAUGUUGGGCAAUCUAAAGCAAUUCUUGUAUUUAAACAGGAAGUUGACAGUGCGGAUUAAUAGGAUUUUUUUUUAGAUGUUUCAUGUAUAUAUCCGUUUAAUAAGUACGUAGACCAGGAAACAGACGGACUAUUAUGAUGUUUUGUUACAGCCUCACAUAUGUACUGAUCUCGUUUUAGUACAGAGGUUUAUUAAAAUACGGUGUGUUAAUAAUUAUAUGUAUCUGGUUAUAGUUAAAGAUUAUCGAUGGAUUCAGUUAUUGUGUCUGCUGUAAAAAUUUCUGUUCUCGGUUUCGUGAUAUUAUCCGCCGAAGCUUGGUUUUUCAAAAGACCGAAGGAAGUAAAUUACGGAACCUUGGGUAAUUUUUCAAUAGAUUACCCGUUCACUAACACGAAAGGUUUGUUUCCACGGUCACCUAACUACAUCGAUACCAAAUUUCUCCUCUUUACUCGAAACUCGACCGAGGGAUAUGAAGAGCUUGUUAUUACAGACAGACAGAAGAAAUGUGCGUGGAAAUCGUUCUGUAAACUGAAGCAAAUAAAGGUCAUAAUACAUGGGUAUAUGGACUUUGUAGACAGACCAUGGGUGGGCGAGAUGAUCAAAGCGCUGUUGAAACAU
Molecule: messenger RNA, 715 nt
Organism: Ruditapes philippinarum (Manila clam)
Lineage: Eukaryota; Metazoa; Mollusca; Bivalvia; Venerida; Veneridae
Product: inactive pancreatic lipase-related protein 1-like
Biological process (GO): lipid metabolic process
Molecular function (GO): lipase activity
Source: RefSeq, a predicted model, not a curated record